Sciurus carolinensis (gray squirrel) is the source of this 1573-nucleotide messenger RNA. RefSeq names its product mitochondrial ribosomal protein L15 (gene Mrpl15). Gene Ontology annotation, biological process: translation. Gene Ontology annotation, molecular function: structural constituent of ribosome. Gene Ontology annotation, cellular component: mitochondrial large ribosomal subunit. The transcript has 5 exons. The record is from RefSeq and is a predicted model, not a curated record. The coding region runs from base 50 to 940 and encodes 296 amino acids. Lineage: Eukaryota; Metazoa; Chordata; Mammalia; Rodentia; Sciuridae.
GUCUUCGAGACAGCUCAGGGCGACCUUGGAAGCCAGAGGACCUGCGGUCAUGGCUGGUCCAGCGCAGGCCGGUGGGGCUAGGUCCCUAGACCUGCUCCGGGCCUUGCCGCGUGUGAACCUGGCCAAUUUAAAGCCCAAUCCCGGCUCCAGGAAACCGGCCAGGCGACCAAGAGGUCGGAGAAGAGGUAGAAAAUGUGGGAGAGGCCACAAAGGAGAAAAGCAGAGAGGAACCCGACCCCGGCUGGGCUUCGAGGGAGGUCAGACUCCAUUUUAUAUCCGAAUUCCAAAAUAUGGAUUUAAUGAAGGACAUAGCUUCAGACGCCAGUAUCAGCCUUUGAGUCUCAAGAGACUGCAGUAUCUUAUUGAUUUGGGUCGAGUUGAUCCUACUCAGCCUAUUGACUUAACCCAGCUUGUCAAUGGGAGAGGUGUGACUAUCCAGCCUCUUAAAAGGGAUUAUGGUGUCCAGCUGGUUGAGGAGGGUGCUGAUACCUUUAAGGCAAAAAUCAAUAUUGAAGUACAGUUGGCUUCAGAACUAGCUAUUGCUGCAAUUGAAAAAAAUGGCGGUGUAGUUACUACAGCCUUCUAUGAUCCAAGAAGUCUGGAUAUUCUGUGCAAACCUGUUCCAUUCUUUCUGCGUGGACAACCCAUUCCAAAACGAAUGCUGCCCCCUGAAGCACUGGUGCCAUAUUAUACCGAUGCAAAGAACCGCGGUUACCUGGCAGAUCCUGCCAAAUUUCCUGAAGCAAGACUGGAACUCGCCAAGAAAUAUGGUUAUGUUCUACCCGAUAUCACUAAAGAUGAACUCUUUAAAAUGCUCAGUACCCGAAAGGAUCCGAGGCAGAUCUUCUUUGGUCUUGCUCCAGGAUGGGUGGUAAAUAUGGCAGAUAAGAAAAUUCUAAAACCUACAGAUGAGAAUCUCCUCAAAUAUUAUAGCUCAUGAAUUCCCUUCCAGGAAAGCAGAGUUGUUGAAGAGUACCAGAAAAGGGACUAAAACAUACAGAUUUUUCCAGUCAUUUUACAAAGUCAUUUGCAUUUCCCAGAUGUAUAAUUCUUCAACUGUUGAUGUUAGUUGUUAGUGUAAUCAUAUCUCUUCUUCAUUUUCAUCUAAAAUUAAAAUAACACUGCGAAAAUAAGGACUACACAAAGGAACUGACUAUAGGUUGUGUCUUGAAGAUUCAGACACUGCAGGUUGAUUGAAGGACAGUUAUAACUAUUUCAAAAUAUUCCUAGUCUAUCUUUUCCUCUAUGCCUUGUCUUGUUAUUUUUGCAUGUUAGAAUUAACACACAAGUGGAAUGAGGUUGAUUAGUAGGCCCGCUCAACUGAGAUUGGAAUAGGUGCUAAUGAGCUGGUAAAAUGAGCUCCUUUUAAUCAGUAGUCUCAGGGAGCUCUGCUACCCAGUGUCAAUAUGGUGAGCCCUCUGAUCAGGAAUUUGAAUAAGGCUGGUGAAUGACUUCUUUUUUUUUUUUGGUACUGGGGAUUGAACUCAGGGGCACUUAACCACUGAGCCACAUUCCUCAUCCCUUUUUAUUUUUUUAUUGUAUUUUUUUAUUUUUUUGAUGGUAGCUGGAAGUU